Molecule: messenger RNA, 2084 nt
Organism: Aethalodelphis obliquidens (Pacific white-sided dolphin)
Lineage: Eukaryota; Metazoa; Chordata; Mammalia; Artiodactyla; Delphinidae
Gene: MTIF3
Product: mitochondrial translational initiation factor 3
Exons: 6
Coding region: 1215-2051 (278 amino acids)
Biological process (GO): ribosome disassembly; mitochondrial translational initiation
Cellular component (GO): mitochondrion
Molecular function (GO): ribosome binding; translation initiation factor activity
Source: RefSeq, a predicted model, not a curated record
GCCGGCCGGAAAGGCGCUCCUCCUCACGUCACCUUUCCUUUAAAGACGCAGGCCGAAGCCCCGCCCACUACGGAAGGUGAAAGGGUCUCACACGGCGGAGCCCGUUUGCGGGCUCCUUCUGCCAAACCUUACCAAUCGGCGGCCCGGAACAGGCUUCACGGCAUAAGACUCCUGAAAGAAGUAAAUACAUUUUCUUACUGAAGAGCCGCAGUGCCAAGUACAGGUUAUAAGAGGCUUCAGUGUAAGGAAGUGCAGAGUGGAGAGCUCUGGAAAAUCAGCCACUGUUGACCGUGCCCAGCGCGACGCAGGGAAGGGUAAACCGGAUGCGUUCCCUGCUUCACAGAACUUACCGUCUGAGAGAAACAGUAACAAGAUAAUCACAGAAUUAUAAUCGUGGAAAGAUGAGCUGUUCUGUGGACGCACUUAACUCUGAGUUCAACAAGCAAAUAGCGGGACACGGGGGAAAGGGGGGGGUUGACCAGGGGAGAACUGGCCUAGUCUGGGAGGUAAUCAAAAGAACGCCCUGAGAAAGACCCCGCUAGACAGGAAUGGAGUUUCCUAAACCAAGGGGAAGAGCACUUCAAGAUCGGAAAGGCCGAGGGGGUUUAGGCAUAAAUGAAAUUUGGAAUGGAGUGAGGCCAGAAAGGUGCGAAGGACCUUUUGACCUCCUGAAAGCUCUUGGUCUUUAAUCUUCAGGCAGUUUUAGGUGGGCGGGCGCUGGGUGCCGGGACAACACCAGCGUUGCAGAGGGGAGAACUGAUUGCAGAGCUCAUGGUGUAACAGCCUAGUUAGGAGACUGAUGGGAAUCCAAAGGAGAGGUGGAAGAUGUCUUAAACUAGCGUGGUGGCAGUGGAUGUGGAGAGAAGUAGGUUGAUUUAUGGUGUUCGGAAGUAAGACUGAGGAGGCUUGGUGUUGGAUUAGCUGUGAGAGUGCGGGAGAGCAGAAGUGGACAAGACGACGUGGCUCUGGACGGACUGAGAUGCUGGUCACUGAGAUAGGGAGUUCUGGAAGACCGUCAGAUGUAUUGAUGAGUUGUUCACUACGUUCAUGAAGAGGUGUUUGUUGAGUCACCAGGGAUUCAAUGUUCUGCAUCGUCCUAAAUAAAGCCUUAGGGUGUAUCUGCUUUUGGAGCUAGCACUGUGAGAUCCAUGGGGAACGGAGUCAGCUAAGAUAACUUUUAAGUUUCCUGUGCAUGGACCUGCAGUGUUCACAGGAUGGCUGCUCUUUUGCUAAAGAGGUUAACAUUACAAACUAUAAAAAUGGAAAAUACUUGCAUUAGAAGACGUUUGGGUAAAUACGUCGUACAGAAGACGGCGCUGGCGGAACCAUCCCACAUUGCCUCUGCCCCAAGACUGCCCUGCCUCAUUCACGCAGAAGCUUUUAGUACUGAAGACACCCAGGACAAGAGAGAAAAGAAAAAAAAGAAUGAAACAGCUUUUCGUAACGUUGGAAGAAAAAUUAACGAGCGCAUCAUUCAGGUGCUGGACGAGAAGGGCAACGACCUGGGCCCCAUGCACCGAGCGAACGUGAUCAGGCUCAUGGCCGAGCAGGACCUGCGGCUGGUGCCAAGGGACCCCGGCGCCCAGCCCCCGCAGUACCAGCUUAUGACGGGCACGCAGAUCUACCAGGAGCGGCUCCGGCUCAGAGGGAUGGAGAGGGCCGAGCCCAAGCCUGGACCCACCCUGACAAAGGAACUGACUUUUUCUUCAAAUAUUGGACAACAUGAUUUGGACACAAAGAGUAAACAGAUUCAGCAGUGGAUCGAGAAAAAGUACAAAGUUCAAAUUACAAUAAAGAAAGGGAAGACUACAGAAGAGCCAGAAAACAAAAUGGAGGAGAUAUGUAAUCAAAUACUGCAGACUAUGCCUGGAAUAGCUACCUUCUCAUCCAGGCCACAGCCCAUCAGACGGGGCAAGGCUGUGAUGUGUGUGCUUCGUCCCUUGAGCCAAAAGGAAGACAAUGCGUGCAGAUCAGCUCUGGGGACCCAGAGGGGAGACGCUCUGAACAGAGGAAAUGGAAACGACGGAGCAUCCAAUGCUCUGCACCAGUGAUUUUAAUAAAAACGUGCUUCUGAGAGAAAAUAA